Messenger RNA from Acanthopagrus latus (yellowfin seabream), 2950 nucleotides. RefSeq names its product SCAN domain-containing protein 3-like. Lineage: Eukaryota; Metazoa; Chordata; Actinopteri; Spariformes; Sparidae. The transcript has 7 exons. The record is from RefSeq and is a predicted model, not a curated record. Bases 472 to 1395 code for a protein of 307 amino acids. Gene Ontology annotation, biological process: cell surface receptor signaling pathway. Gene Ontology annotation, molecular function: transmembrane signaling receptor activity.
CUCUGCACAGUUUCUUCCUGAUAUGAACUGUCAUGAUUGUUUAUAAUGCGGUCAGUGAUGGUGGUGGAGUUCUCUUGACACCUGAUGCAGUCACAGGUGUUCAGUGUGAACAGGAGGGGGCUGAGCAUGCAGCCCUGGGGGGCUCCAGUGUUGAGCACUAACACAGAGAAGGUGUGUCAGACAUCCUGAACUGUCUGGGGUCUGUUUGUACUCAAGUGCAGACUGUUAAAUCUUAAUUUUCAUGUGUGAGAUUGUAUCAAAUACUGAGCAGAAGUCAGCAAACAGCAUUCUGAUGUAGCUGUUUAUAUUUUCAAAGUGUGUGCAGACUGCAUGGAGGACAAUGAAUAUGGCAUCCUCUGUGAACCUGAUGGUUCUGAAUGCACACCAAUAAUGACAUCACAACUACUUCAGUGUUUUUUUCUCUAGACUCUGCAUCAGGAAGGGGAGGGAUUAAGAAAAUGUGUCAGUCUGAUGUUCAGUCAGCAGCAAGACAACAUGGAGGCAACAGCUCUCUGCACCCGACUGUCGAUGACUGCGGUGCUGCUGUUUGCUGCACAAGUUCAGAACUGUUGCUACUCUCUAAAACUGGAUGCAAUUUUUCCUCAUGUUGAACCAAACAGACUGCAGUUCUUUGCAUAUAGUCCAAUCUCUGUGCAGUGUGAACAUUUGGACUGCUCACCUGAAUGUAGAGUGAUGAAGAGGCUGAAGAAGGAUUCAACAAAUACAACUCAACUUUGGGAAACAUCAACAGGAUCCAGUACUGUUCAACUUUCCUUUCAGUCAGACAGUGGAGAGUACUGGUGUGGAAAUGAAGAGGGGGAACGAAGCAACAGUAUCAACAUCACAGUCACUGAUGGUGAUGUGAUCCUGGAGAGUCCUGCUGUCCCUGUGAUGGAGGGAGAUAAACUGAGUCUGUACUGCAGAAUCAAAGGGACCUCUGACCCUCCUGCUGACUUCUACAAAAAUGGUCUCUACAUUGCAACUCAAUAUAAAGGGACCUUCACCAUCAACAGUGUCUCUGAAUCUGAUGAAGGACUCUACAAGUGCAGAAUCUCUGGAGCUGGAGAAUCAGCAGAGAGCUGGCUGGCUGUCAGAGCACAUAUAAGUUCAGAGACUCCUCGGUCUGACGGUUCCCCUCAGGUCCACAUCCUUCUACCAGCGGUUAUCACCACUGUGUCUGUGGCUGUGCUGCUGAUGCUGGUGGGACUACUUCACCGCCUGAAACACAAAGGCUCGGGGGAGGCGGGGGCUGCUGAUGAAAGCAUGGUGACAUACGCUGUUGUUACAAAACACCACGAGAGGAGAGCAGAACCUGGAGUAUUCAGCAGCUCAGCCAGGCAAACAUCUUUGGCAGAUUCCAGUGAUGCCGUCUAUUCUACAAUCCAGAUGAUGUGAGUGUGAUACAGGGAUUGAGGGACUGUGCUGGCGUGCAUGGAUACGAGGAGGGAAUGAUACUGUAUGUUUUACAGUAAACUAGUGGAUCUUUAAUGACCCGGCACUCUGUGGUAAAUACAUGCACGUUCAACAACCAGGGAAAUCAGUCGAAGGGGAGAAAAAACAGAGACCACCAGUUCAGCCAAUUUCAGGUGGAUGGACUUAAGUUUCAAAGACAAUUAGUAAGUCAUAACUUCUGUGUCCAGCAGUGAUGAUUUUCAAAACUUUUGUACUUUUAAUACUGUGAACUGUUUGAAAAACUUGCUGUUGUUGUGGAUGAGUAGAUAUAAAGAUUAAAUAUAGAAAACAGACUUAACCUCAGAAGAGUUUGUGUCCCUUGAAGACGUGACUUUGAUCAUUAAUAUCAACCCUUCAUCUGUGGGCUUCAGCCAACAUGCUGCGUCGCUGUCUGUCUUUAGGAGUGAGUGGUUUCUCACACUGUGACAGUUAAACCACAUUGUUCCAGACAUCUGUUCAAACGUCUUGAGACGCUUUUUAUAAGAACAGAGCUGCUGCAUCUUUUAAAUACACUCACUGUGGUCGACUACCAACAUGACGCUGUUAGAGCAGUUUGACCUGAGGCAGACACGCUGAGUGACGGAAAUAUAAAUGAACACAUGACACAUUCAUGCUAUGUUAGAGUUGUGGUAUUUACCACGUUCAGUUUAUUUAAUAGCAUUCAGGACCCUGAAUUUGUUUGUCACUUCAUACAACUUGGUUCUCUGGCUGCUCCUCUCAACCUGAUGGAUGCUUAUGUCUAUUAAGUAAUGAUUACAUGAUUAUGAUUAAUGAGAACACACAUCUAAUUAUGAAAAUAAUACAACUAAAUAAAGCAAGUCAUCUUAUUAGGCUAAACCAACACAAUUGUACUUCAGUAUGAGUUGCAGAAUCAGUAUCUUUAUUUUUACUGGUGAUGAUUUAUAAGAGAUGGUGCAUAUUUAAUUAGCACAUGAAUGCUGACAAUGCAUCUGACUGGACCGUCAGAACAUUUUGAGCCAGUUUUUCCCAGUUUGAGUCAGUAUCUGAUAUUUGUCUUUGUGGGGCAGCUUUCUGUCUGUUGUUCAGCUGCUUCUGUCAUCUUGCUGAGAGAGAUGCUGUGAUGUAUAACAUGUAUAAUGUUAUAAGUUCUGUAAAGAGCAUCAUCUAUUCUGGUAUUGAGAGUUCUAUGUGUGUGAAAAGUGACUCUGUCUAGCUUUUCUACUCUUUAAGCUUGUUUUCAUAAAACCCUUCAGCAGAUCUUCAAUGUGCUGUGACCGCUGUAUGAUUAUGAGUUAAAGAUGAAUAUAGAUCAAGAUAUGAAUCAUGCUUUUAUAAUCUCUCUAGAAUUAUAUUCCUUUACAUUGUGUGUUUAGUGUGACCCUGACAGACGCUGUGCACAAUAACCUGAGCGUCUCCACAGAGAACUAUGAUCACACACUUUGGUUUUGAACAGCUGAUGAGUCUUUCAUCACUUCACAUAAAUGUGCUGUAGCUAAGUUAUAAAGAAUGUAGAUGAAUGGUCUCAUUAAAAAUGUAC